AUGCCAUUCACCGCAACUACACCAACUUUGAAUGAUAUAUUAUCUGAAAUGGACGAUGCUGAUGGUAAAAUAGCAUCUAUUAACGUCGCAAGCAAUUCCUCUAUCCGAUAUCCAUACACUUUGGAAGAAUUUUAUAAAUAUUUGAUAAAUUGUCAUUGCAAUGAAAACCUUGAAUUUCUUCUAGCAACGAAGAAAUUCCUAAUACCAAAAAGGCAAAGAUCAUCAGCACCUGCAUCCUCAACAGAAGAACGAGAACAACAACGACAGAGUUAUAUCGAGAAAUUCGAUUUGAACGCAUGGAAUGAAGAAGUUUAUGACCAAUUCAUAGAUCCGGAAUCUCCAUUAGAAUGUAAUUUCCCACAAAAUAUUAAAUCAAUGUUUGAAAAAUGUUAUAGAGAUAAUAGCAUACCCAAGCAAUGUCAGAUAUUAACUGCAAGACAACAUGCGGCGACGUUGCUAUUGGAUCCUUAUAGAAAAUUCCUUUCUUAUGUUAAUACAUCUCCAAUAUAUAAUAAUAGUUUUACUAGUAGCGAGCAAGCUAUAACAAAUAUCCAUGAAGGCGACUCUCCUGAUGAUGAACGUAGUUUAUAUUCUGAUGACAGUAGUGGAGACCAGCAUGGAUCACGCCACCAGCAUAACAACAACAACAAUCAUGAUAUAUGGACAUCCUCCUCAGAAUUACAAAGAUCAUCAUCCUUGGGGACACCGAUAGAAUGCGAGAAGAAGAAAAGAGGAAUUAGAGAAAUACGUUCCAAAAAUAUUGGAGUAAAUUUAAGGAAAAGUAAGACUUAUGAACCUCAACCAUCGUCACCCUCGAGAAAUAAGUUUUUGGACUCAAGUAAACGAUUUUUUAGUAAGAUGAAAUUUAAAAGUAAGAGAAACGCUCAAUAA
This is a messenger RNA of Naumovozyma dairenensis CBS 421, 891 nucleotides long. RefSeq names its product GTPase-activating protein RGS2 (gene RGS2). NCBI's taxonomy places the organism in Eukaryota, Fungi, Ascomycota, Saccharomycetes, Saccharomycetales, Saccharomycetaceae. The transcript has a single exon. The record is from RefSeq and is a predicted model, not a curated record. Bases 1 to 891 code for a protein of 296 amino acids.